Messenger RNA from Arabidopsis thaliana (thale cress), 554 nucleotides. RefSeq names its product reticulon-like protein B15. The transcript is spliced from 4 exons. The record is from RefSeq and is marked reviewed. Gene Ontology annotation, biological process: response to bacterium. Lineage: Eukaryota; Viridiplantae; Streptophyta; Magnoliopsida; Brassicales; Brassicaceae. Gene Ontology annotation, cellular component: endoplasmic reticulum membrane. The coding region runs from base 1 to 405 and encodes 134 amino acids.
AUGCUCAUUCUCUUCCUUUGGGCCAAGUUCGGAGAAGUCUUUUUCACUCGGAGACCUCCAACUCCAGAAGAGUUAAAUCAACCAGAUUCCCCACUUAAAGCCUUGUUUUCAAUGAUGGAGGGGCAUCUCCUCAUGCUCUAUGAGAUUGCAUAUGGGAAAGACAACAAAACAUUUCUAAAGACCAUCCUUUAUGUGGCCAUCAUAUACAACAUUGGGAGCUACAUCAGCCUCCUCACAAUUUUGUAUAUAUGCUUGGUUUGCUCGAUGACAAUCCCGGUUGUUUACAUGCAAUUUCAAGAGCUCAUUGACAGUUUCAUGGGGAAAGUAUCAGAAGAGAAGAACAAUUUACUUGAAGUAUUCAAACAAGUUGUCUCUAAAAUUCCUAGGGCCCCCAAGGUGGAGUAGUUCAUGACCGGACUGAAAGCCAACCAACCUCUAUAUGCUAUUAUCAUAUUCCUAGUAGUAAAAUUCCGUGUAAAAAGUAUAGAGCUACAUAAUCAGAUAUUCAGAUGUAUGCAGUUCUUACAUUGAUUGAUUAAGUUUGAUUCCUCUUU